Molecule: messenger RNA, 3072 nt
Organism: Cladophialophora bantiana CBS 173.52
Lineage: Eukaryota; Fungi; Ascomycota; Eurotiomycetes; Chaetothyriales; Herpotrichiellaceae
Exons: 1
Coding region: 1-3072 (1023 amino acids)
Cellular component (GO): intracellular anatomical structure
Molecular function (GO): RNA binding; ATP binding
Source: RefSeq, a predicted model, not a curated record
AUGAGGCUGGCUCGUGCACACGGGCUCACGCUCGACGAAGUUAAGCUCAAACCUUCCCCGGGACCGACAGACUGUUCAAGCCAUGCUGCUCCGUUGAAGAACGACGAAGCACUCGCCGCCAGAAUGAAGAUCGGGCUUGAGAUGGGCAGGCAAGAGGAGAAGAUGAAGGAAACUCUUCGCUUGAGGCAGACAUUACCUCUGAUGGCUGAAGGAACGCAGCGGGCGCUUCUGAAACUGAUCAACGACAAUGAUGUCCUAAUCGUCCUAGCCAAAACUGGCUCUGGAAAGACCACGCAAGUGCCUCAGAUUAUACUCGAUGACAAAAUCAUGUCUGAAGAAGGUCCAUGUACAAGCAUUGUUUGUACGCAGCCACGGCGGAUUGCAACGACCUCUGUGGCGCAAAGGGUGGCUCAAGAACGCCAUGAUACCAUGAGAAAAAGCGUUGGUUAUCAUAUUCGCAACGAGAACUGGUCACCCAUUCCGCACGGUAGCAUAACUUAUUGUACUACAGGGAUCCUCCUCAAUCGCCUGAUAGCCAAUCCACAAGCUACGUUGUCGUCCCAUUCGCACAUCAUUGUUGACGAGGUCCAUGAACGCGAUAUUCAAAUUGAUCUUGUCCUGUCGCUCCUCCGGAAGACUAUUCGAGCUAGGAAGGCGGCACACAAGAGCUUCCCCAAGAUUAUCCUCAUGAGUGCUACCAUUGAUCCGACCACGUUUCUCAACUAUUUCCAAGAGCCGGCAGACGAUGGUACUGUCCUCACAGCCAAAUGCCUCGAUGUAGAAGGAAGGCGUGCGCAUGUCGAAACCCACUAUCUGCCAGACAUUCUUUCGGAAUUGUCUCAAGGAACCGACAUACACCCCUCGAUGCGCCAGUUGAUUCAGGGAGGCCACCAUCAGUCCAGCGCACGCUACAUUGAACAUGAGAUGCAAUUUUCUGCCAAGCAGAAAAAGUUGGCAUGGUCACAUUCAAAUGAAAGGGGCGAGAACGAGAAUUCGCCGCUGUCGAGUGCUGUAGAUGAAGCCGACGUCGCUGAACUUACAGGGCCAGUGCGCGUCGGCCUCACCGUCUCAGUAAUAGCGCAUAUUGCACACACCAAGCCUGAUGGCGAUGUACUGGUCUUCCUUCCCGGGUCAACGGAUAUGGAAAAGGUUGAGCUGCUUUUGACCAGUGGCCGUUUCGACAGUUUAGGUCUUGAUUUCGGGGAUUCGAAUAGGUUUCGGCUGUUCAAGCUUCACUCUCUGCGCCGGGAAACGAACGACCAAGUCUUUGAACCUGUUCCCGAGGGUUGUCGGAGGAUCAUCCUGACAACGAACAUUGCUGAAACUUCAGUCACACUCCCAGAUGUCGUCUAUGUCGUCGACACCGGCAAGGAGCGAAACAGUCUUUUUGACCCUUCGACGCUUGCGAGGAGUCUGCCUUACGCUUGGAUCAGUAAGACCAGCUCAAUUCAAAGACGUGGACGUGCUGGGCGGGUCCGAAACGGUCAUUACUAUGCUCUUUUUUCAAAGGAACGGCAUGAAUCACUCCGACCAAUGCAACGUCCUAAGAUUGAGCAGUCCGACCUCGCGGAUCUGGCACUGCAAUUCAAGGCUUUCCCCCAUCACGUUGACGUCGAAGGUCUUCUUCUCGAAACAAUAGACCCACCCUCCUCUGAAUCUAUCGCAAGCGCGAUCAGACAGCUGCAGAGUCUAGGCGCAUUGACUGAAAGCGGAGAUAUCACAGGCCUAGGCCGAUUACUGUGGCGAUUGGGGGUCCAUCCAGCGCUGGGGAAGGGCAUUUUACUGGGUUCUUUGUUCGGAUGUCUUGAGCCCAUGCUGAUUAUUGCCUGUCACGAUCCUGCAGCUCCUCUGGUGUCGACUUUAGAACUGAGUAUCGACAAACUUAGAGCCGUGAAACAGCAGUAUCUCCCUGAGUCCGAAACGGACUUUGCUUGGAUCGUGGAGGCUUUUAGAGAAUACCACGCAGCCAAUUUGGCCUGUGAUGAAAAUUUGAUGCAGGAGCUACAAAUAACAAAGCAUAUUCGACACCGUGCUUACCUGGAUAUGAUGACAACAAGCAAAGAACUUUACGAUAUUUUGGUGGAAGUUGGAUUCCUUCCAGCUCUGCGGCCCGGGCAAACCAUUUUCGAAUCGCUGCCUGACUGUUUUAAUGCCAACAGUCACAAUAUGGUCCUAGUUAAAGCGCUGCUUAUCAACUCCGUCAGCGCCGAACUAGCUGCCUGGCGAGGAACGACAUCUUCCGGAGCACGUAAAUAUGGCUGGUCAACUAACAGCCGCGACCUCAGAGGCAUGAUCUCGAAGCAUGGGGUCAAUGAAGCGAACACUCGGGGAGAGCGACGUAAAAAGAAACGAUACCGCAGCCAUGGUCGGUUGAUGGCAUACACGUGGAAGCAAAGGGCGCUAGAUGGACCUGAUGAUAUCGUGUGGCUUGAACAGGCAUCCAUGGUGACGCCGCUUAUGGCCAUAUUAUUCUGUCGGAGUCUCAAGCUGCAGAGAGAUCAGGUCUUGGAGCUCAACGAUUGGCUCCGACUACGAGUCUCAGCGCCUGACGAUGUUCCAUUGGAAAUUUCUGAUCAGACGGCGGCCAUUCUGAUGGAACUGAGGAAAACAAUUGAUCGGUUCGUGAAUCUCGCAUGGUUAGAGCUUGAAAAAUUGAACAACAAUCCUCGAGCGCUCAGAUCGCCACAUCCUUCUGAAAACCAGGAACAAGGAACAACAAGACCAAGCAGCUUAGGUCUCGAAUUCAGAGACGUCAUGGUUGGAGCAGUCGUGAAAAUGCUAGAUGCUGAUGAGGCGUACUGGAAGGAAUGGCGAGAACGGCGCCGCGCUGAGAUUGCUUUGGAUGUCGAACGGGAAAGGAACGAGCAGGACGGGGAAGGGCCAGCAGAGGCCGUCGAGGGGGAUGAGCGACAAGAAGCAGAUGGACAGGAAGAUGUCGAAGCUGCUGAGCAGGACGAGAUUGACUCAGAUGCCGCUGAAGAAGAAGAUGCUGAUAUUGAGCCUGCUCUUGACGAGGGUGACCGGGAGAAUGGGGCCAGUGGUGAACCAAGAUACGAGAAGACAACAGCAUAA